UCGUCGGUGGGACCGGAGCGCGGGCGGGCGCGGUCCCCCGGGACUAUGGCCGGGUCCGACACUGCGCCUUUCCUCAGCCAGGCGGAUGACCCGGACGACCGGCCGGUGCCCGGCACCCCGGGGUUGCCAGGAUCCAUGGGGAACCCGAAGUCCGGAGAGCCUGAGGUCCCGGACCGGGAGGGGCUGCAGCGCAUCACAGGCUUGUCUCCAGGCCAUUCGGCUCUCAUAGUGGCCGUGCUGUGCUACAUCAACCUACUGAACUACAUGGACCGCUUCACCGUGGCUGGUGUCCUUCCGGACAUUGAGCAGUUCUUCAACAUCGGAGACAGCAGUUCUGGCCUCAUCCAGACCGUGUUCAUCUCCAGUUACAUGGUGUUGGCACCUGUGUUUGGCUACCUGGGUGACAGGUACAAUCGGAAGUAUCUCAUGUGCGGGGGCAUUGCCUUCUGGUCCCUGGUGACACUGGGGUCAUCCUUCAUCCCCAGAGAGCGUUUCUGGCUGCUCCUCCUGACCCGGGGCCUAGUGGGGGUCGGGGAGGCCAGUUACUCCACCAUCGCCCCCACACUCAUCGCUGACCUCUUUGUGGCCGACCAGAGGAGUCGAAUGCUCAGCGUGUUCUAUUUCGCCAUCCCGGUGGGCAGUGGUCUGGGUUACAUUGCAGGCUCCAAAGUAAAGGAUGUGGCCGGAGACUGGCAUUGGGCUCUGAGGGUGACACCAGGUCUAGGAGUGGUGGCUGUUCUGCUGCUUUUCCUGGUAGUACGGGAGCCACCGAGGGGAGCUGUGGAGCGCCACUCUGAUUCGCCACCCCUGAGUCCCACCUCAUGGUGGGCAGAUCUGAGGGCUCUGGCGAGAAAUCCUAGUUUCAUCCUGUCUUCUCUUGGAUUCACUGCUGUGGCCUUUGUCACGGGCUCCCUGGCUCUGUGGGCUCCCGCAUUCCUGCUUCGUUCCCGGGUGGUCCUGGGGGAGACCCCACCCUGCCUUCCUGGAGACUCCUGCUCUUCCUCUGACAGUCUCAUCUUUGGGCUCAUCACCUGCCUGACCGGGGUCCUGGGUGUGGGCCUGGGCGUGGAGAUCAGCCGCCGCCUGCGCCGCUCCAACCCCCGGGCAGACCCGCUGGUCUGUGCCGCUGGCCUCUUGGGCUCUGCACCAUUCCUCUUCCUGUCCCUUGCCUGCGCCCGCGGUAGCAUCGUAGCCACCUAUAUUUUCAUCUUUAUUGGAGAGACGCUGCUGUCCAUGAACUGGGCCAUCGUGGCUGACAUCCUGCUGUACGUGGUGAUCCCCACACGACGGUCCACCGCCGAGGCCUUCCAGAUCGUGCUGUCCCACCUGCUGGGUGACGCUGGGAGCCCCUACCUCAUUGGCCUGAUCUCUGACCGCCUGCGCCGGGGCUGGCCCCCCUCCUUCUUGUCCGAGUUCCGGGCCCUGCAGUUCUCUCUCAUGCUCUGUGCCUUCGUCGGGGCGCUGGGCGGUGCGGCCUUCCUGGGCACCGCCAUCUUCAUUGAGGGCGACCGCCGGCGGGCCCAGCUGCACGUGCAGGGUCUGCUGCCCGAGGCAGGGCCCGCAGAUGACCGGAUCGUGGUGCCCCAGCGAGGCCGCUCCACCCGGGUCCCUGUGUCCAGUGUACUCAUCUGAGAGGCUGUUGGAUACCUGUGUAUACAUCUGUCAGCAGUGGCCCAGGGCUUGCCCCACAGGGUGCAUGGACCUAAACGUUUGGCCUGGCCCGGCUUCCAGGAGGGACCGUGGGCUGUGUCCCAGCUCCCAGACACUACAUAGGCAGCCCAGGGGAGGAGGUGGGGGUCCAGGAGUGGAAUCCCCUCCACAGGGGCAGCCCCAGGAGCUCGGUGCUAUUUGUAAUGGAAUAAAAUUUGUAGCCAGACCCCAA
Messenger RNA from Microcebus murinus (gray mouse lemur), 1882 nucleotides. RefSeq names its product SPNS lysolipid transporter 1, lysophospholipid (gene SPNS1). Gene Ontology annotation, cellular component: membrane. Lineage: Eukaryota; Metazoa; Chordata; Mammalia; Primates; Cheirogaleidae. Gene Ontology annotation, molecular function: transmembrane transporter activity. The record is from RefSeq and is a predicted model, not a curated record. Gene Ontology annotation, biological process: transmembrane transport.